AUGGCAGAUUACGUUAAGGUUUUCCAAGAUGAGCUCAAAACUCUAGACCAUAAAUUCGCUGGCAACGGUCUGUUGCAACAAUUUGAAGCUAAGACCAACCUUCCAAAGUCGUACGGUGUGGUCGGGGCAGCCUCUGUAUAUCUACUUUUGAUCUUCAUCAAUGUUGGUGGCAUUGGCGAGAUUUUGUCGAACUUUGUUGGAUUUGUGAUCCCCACUUACUACUCUCUAGUGGCUCUCAAAUCUGCUCAAACCAAAGAUGAUUCUGAAUUGCUGACCUAUUGGGUUGUCUUUGCUUUCUUGAACGUUAUCGAAUUUUGGUCCAAGGCUAUUUUAUACUGGGUUCCUUUCUACUGGUUCAUUAAGACCUUGUUGUUGGUGUACUUGGCUCUACCUCAAACCAACGGAGCUAAGUAUGUGUACAAGACUAUCUUGGACCCAAUCACCAGCAAGUACAUUAAGGCGUCCGGGCCAAGAGGUACCGAAAAUAUCUCGAUUAAAAUGGACAACUUGGCUUCCCAUGGUAAGACCACUGGGUUCGCUGGCCAUCAGCAAUAA
Molecule: messenger RNA, 555 nt
Organism: Lachancea dasiensis
Lineage: Eukaryota; Fungi; Ascomycota; Saccharomycetes; Saccharomycetales; Saccharomycetaceae
Source: the annotation of a GenBank genome assembly